Molecule: messenger RNA, 1624 nt
Organism: Eutrema salsugineum
Lineage: Eukaryota; Viridiplantae; Streptophyta; Magnoliopsida; Brassicales; Brassicaceae
Product: glutathione gamma-glutamylcysteinyltransferase 1
Exons: 9
Coding region: 49-1524 (491 amino acids)
Biological process (GO): response to metal ion; cellular detoxification of cadmium ion; detoxification of copper ion
Molecular function (GO): metal ion binding; glutathione gamma-glutamylcysteinyltransferase activity
Source: RefSeq, a predicted model, not a curated record
AUUUCUUACUACAUAUUACUAAAAUCCUCGAAGUAAUCCGUGAAAAAAAUGGCUAUGGCGAGUUUGUAUCGGCGAUCUCUUCCUUCUCCUCCGGCGAUUGACUUUUCUUCUGCAGAAGGCAAGAAAAUCUUCAAGGAAGCGGUUGAGAAAGGAACUAUGGAAGGAUAUUUCAGUUUGAGUUCUUAUUUCCAGACGCAGUCAGAACCUGCGUUUUCUGGUUUGGCUAGCCUUUCAUUAGUUUUGAAUGCUCUUUCCAUUGAUUCCGAGCGUAAAUGGAAAGGGUCUUGGAGAUGGUUUGAUGAAUCAAUGCUGGAUUGCUGUGAGCCACUAGAGAUAGUGAAGGAAAAAGGGAUUUCUUUUGGAAAACUUGUGUGUUUGGCUCACUGUUCAGGAGCAAAAGUGGAAGCUUUCCGCACAAAUCAGAGCACCAUUGAUGAUUUCCGCAAAUUUGUAGUCACAUGCUCCACUUCUGAGAAAUGCCAUAUGAUCUCAACGUACGAUAGAGGAGUAUUUAAGCAGACUGGGACUGGUCAUUUCUCACCUAUAGGUGGUUACAAUGCUGAGAGAGAUAUGGCUUUGAUUCUUGAUGUUGCACGUUUCAAGUAUCCCCCUCAUUGGGUUCCUCUUAAGCUUCUUUGGGAAGCCAUGGACAGCAUUGAUCAGUCUACAGGGAAACGUAGAGGGUUCAUGCUCAUAUCUAGACCCCACAAAGACCCAGGAUUGCUCUAUACUCUGAGCUGCAAGGAUGAAAGUUGGAUGAGCAUAGUCAAGUAUCUGAAAGAAGACGUUCCUCGUCUUGUUAGUUCACAACAUGUUGAUACCGUUGAAAAAAUCUUAUCAGUUGUGUUCAAGUCGCUUCCUUCAAACUUCAACACAUUCAUCAAAUGGGUUGCUGAGAUCCGAAGAACAGAGGACGCAAAACCAAAUCUUAGCACUGAGGAGAAAUCAAGGCAAAAGUUAAAGCGAGAUGAGCUGACACAAGUGCAUGAGACUGAACUGUUCGAGCACGUCUGCAAGUUCUUAACUUCGGUGGGCUACGUAGAUAAUCUGUCAUACGCGGCUGCAAAGGCUUGUUGCCAAGGAGCUGAGAUCUUAUCUGGAAGCUCGUCAAACGAGUUAUAUUGCCGCGAAACCUCUGUGAAAUGCAUCAAAGGUCCUGGUCCUUCUGGCGUGGAGGAAGCCACGGUGAUAGCUGGGAUCGUGGUUCGUGACGGUAGUGAACAGGAGGUUGACCUGUUGGUGCCGUCGACGCAGCCUGUCCCUAAAGGCAGUGACUAUGGUCCGGAAGCAAAGUACCCAUCAGGAAACGAUGUGUUCACCGCGCUUCUGAUGGCUUUACCUCCACAGACAUGGUUUGGGAUCAAAGACCAAGCUCUUCAGAGCAAAAUGAAGAGCCUCGUUUCCGUUAGUGCCAUCUCAACUAUUCAUCACGAAGAAGUAUCGCAUCUUCGACGCCAACUUCUUCUGCUAAAACGUUGCCAAGAGAACAAGGAAGAUGAAGACCUCACUGCUAUUCUCUCUUAAUUCAAUUUCUCAAAACUAUUUGUUCUCAGAUCUCAUUCAAAACUCUGUUAGAGAGAGAGGUUGUGUUCAUCCUAUGUCUCAUCAAAACAAGAAGUGAAAA